AUGGAAGUUCUUUUCCCAGUUUUGGUUUUGUCAUUCUUACUUUCAAUAUCAUAUAUUUGCUUGGGAAAGGAUUUGAUUUCCAGAACGCAAUUUCUGAAAGAUGGGGAUACCAUCGUCUCAAACGGGGGAACCUUCGAGAUGGGAUUUUUUAGCCCCAACAAUUCCUCAAACCGUUACGUAGGAAUCUGGUACAAACAAAUUCCUGGUCAGACAGUGGUUUGGGUUGCAAACAGAGACGCUCCAAUCAAGAACACAUCUUCAGCAGUCUUGAAGAUCACCCUGGGAGGCCAACUUUCACUUCUUGGAGAAAAGGGUCAGGCUGUUUGGUUUGGGAACACAUCAAGAUCGGUGCAAAAUCCGGUUGCAGAGUUGCUGGAUACUGGGAACCUUGUGGUGAGAGAUGCAGAUGAUGAAAAUCCGGAGAAUUUUCUCUGGCAAAGUUUUGAUCAUCCAACUGAUCAUUGGUUACCCGGAAUGAAGCUUGGGUGGAAUUUGCAGACUGGUCAUGAGGUUUUUUAUACAGCUUGGAAAGGUGAAAAUGACCCAGCUUCAGGCCAAUAUACAAUGCACCUGGAUCCUAAUGGAUAUCCACAAGUUAUUCUCAAGAAUGGAACAACUGAGAUUUUUAGCUCGGGUCCAUGGAAUGGUUUGUACUUUAGUGUAACAUCAGUAGAUCCGAGCAUCAGAAGCAGAAUCCAUAGCCCAAAUGGACUGGUUAUAAAUAAAAAGGAGGUUUAUUUUUCGAAUAAUCCCACUAAUGAUUUGGGCUUAUAUAGAUUUCAUGUUACAAGCAAUGGUAUUGUGAAAGUAUGGGUAUGGGAAGAUGGGAUCAAGCAAUGGGUGAUUAAUCGUAUCCACCCAUCAGAUACUUGUGGCACAUAUGGCUUGUGUGGUGGAAAUGGUGUCUGCAACAUAUAUCAAUUUCGUUUUUGUGUAUGUUUAGACAAUUUUUUGCCUAAUAAUAAUGCCACAGCCACACAAAGCUUGUCACAAGGAUGCCGCAGGAGAAAACCCCUGAGUUGCCAUAAUGGAUCUUCAUCGGAUGGAUUCCUCAAAUAUUCUGAUAUCAAAUUGCCAGAUUCAAAGCACUCUUGGUAUAAUGAAUCUAUGAGCCUUCAAGAGUGUGAACAAGUGUGCUUAAGGAAUUGCUCUUGUAUGGCUUAUUCCACCCUCAAUAUAAGCAAUGGAGGAAGUGGGUGUUUGAUUUGGUAUGAAGAUUUUGUUGAUAUGAGAACAGUACAGAAUGGACAAGACAUAUACAUCAGACUGGCUUCUUCUGAAAUAUCAGGAUUAAAAGCAGAACCCAGUCAUUCAGGCUCAUUGGGGAGGAAAACAAAAAUUCUUGUGCUUUGUUUGUUGCCGCUGGUUGUAAUAGUUCUUGUCGGGGUAUCUGGUUUUUUGUAUUUUUCCAAAAGAAAAAGGAAAGAAGAAAAGUUAAAGCAAGAAUUAGAGCUACCAAUAUUUGAUUGGUCAACAAUAUUAAGAGCUACAAAUAAUUUUUCCGAGAUAAACAAAUUAGGUCAAGAUGGAUUUGGAGCAGUGUACAAGGGUGCUUUGGAUGGGAAAGAAGAAAUAGCUGUGAAGAGGCUAUCAAAAAAUUCCACUCAAGGACUUGAGGAAUUCAAAAAUGAAGUCAUUUGUAUAGUCAAGUUACAACAUCGAAAUCUUGUCAAGCUUUUGGGGUGUUGCAUUAGCGGAGAAGAAAAGAUGUUGAUCUAUGAAUACAUGCCUAACAAAAGUUUGGACUUCUUCAUAUUUGAUCAAACAAGAAAAAAGUUACUUGAUUGGCGAAAACGCUUCAACAUAAUCAAUGGAAUUGCUCGAGGAUUAUUAUAUAUCCAUCAUGAUUCUCGACUAAGAAUUAUUCAUAGAGACCUCAAAAGUGGUAAUAUUUUGCUUGAUAUUGACUUAGACCCAAAAAUAUCCGACUUUGGUUUGGCUAGAAGUUUAGUAGGAAAUGCAACUGGAGAUAACACAAAACGAGUUGCUGGAACCCAUGGAUAUAUAUCUCCGGAAUAUGCAACACAUGGGAUCUUCUCAAUUAAAUCAGAUGUGUUUAGCUUUGGUGUUUUAGUACUAGAGAUAGUUAGCGGCAAAAGAAAUAGUGAAUUUUCAAAUGAAGAUCGAUACGAGACUCUUCCUGGGCAUGCAUGGAAGUUUUAUAAAGAAGGAGAAUCACUUACACUGGUUGAUGAGCAUAUAUCUGACUCAUAUGAUGUAGCUCAAGUCUUGAGGUCAAUUCAUGUCGGCCUUUUAUGCGUGCAACAAUCUCCAGAAGAUAGACCUAACAUGUCUUCUGUUGUUCAAAUGCUGAUUAAUGAUGUUGUGUUGCCUCAACCUAAAGAGCCUGGCUUCUUUGUCGGCAGAAGGGCUAAUGUUAGCUCAUCAGAAAGUUCUUCAAGCAAACAUGCAACAACUUCCCUAAAUGAAGUCUCAAUGUCAUCACUAUAUCCUCGAAGCUGUCUGGCAAUGGAAACUGCCCCACUGUUGUUUGUAUUUCUGUGUUUUCUUUCCAUUCUCAAGUGUUGUGUGGCUAAGGAUGCCAUUUUCUGGAACCAAACUCUCAGACAAGGAGAUACCAUCGUUUCAGCAAAUGGAGCCUUUGAGAUGGGAUUCUUUAGCCCUCCCAAUUCCCAGAAUCUUUAUGUCGGAAUCUGGUACAAAAACAUUAAUCCUCAGACUGUCUGCUGGGUUGCAAACCGAGAGAAUCCUGUCAGAAAUGCAUCAUAUUCAUCCCCAGUUCUAAGAAUGUCCAAGAAUGGCGUGCUGGAUCUUGUUGUUGACAGUAACACGACGAUAUGGUCCACUACGACGGCCAAAUCAGUUGCAAAUCCAGUUGCAAGGCUGCUGGAUUCUGGGAAUCUUGUGGUGAAAGAUCAAGGUUCUGAUAAUGGUUCUGAGAAUUUCCUGUGGCAGAGUUUUCUGUAUGCGACUGACAUGCUGUUAACAGGGAUGGGAAUGGGGAAGAAUUUUGUGACAGGGCAUGAGGUGUACCUGUCAGCAUGGAAGAGUGACAGUGAUCCAGCUCCAGGGGAUUUCAGUCUGCACUGUGAUCCUACAGGAUGGAUACAGUGUUUCGUGAGGCGAAAUGGGACGAUUGAGGUGUCGAGAUCAGGCCCGUGGAACGGGCUGGGAUGGAGUGGGGUGCCUGCUCUGAGAAGCCCCUUUUACAUAAUGAAUUUCAUAUAUGACAAGACUCAGGUUUUCAUUAGUUACACCCCAGCAAACAGCCAUUUCUUGUCUCAUCUCAUGAUUACUAAAGACGGUGUUCUGGAGCGAAAUUGGGUCGAUAAUCAGUGGCAGAGUUACCAUAGUCUUCCCCAAGAUAACUGUGAUCAAUAUGCGUUAUGCGGCCCGAAUGGCUACUGCAACAUUGAGAAAUCCCCACCCUGUGCCUGUCUGGAUAAGUUUCUGCCAAAAGAUAGUGAGGCAUGGAGAAGGCCAGACUUCUCGAAAGGGUGUGUUAGGCGGGCAGCGUUGGACUGCCACAAUACAUCCUCCGAUGGGUUUCUGAAGUUCUCCGGGAUCAAAUUGCCCGACACCAAGAAAUCCUGGUUCAAUCAGACCAUGACACUCCAAGAAUGCGAGCGAGUCUGCCUCAGGAACUGCUCCUGCACAGCUUAUUCGACGCUGAACAUAAGCGACGGGAGUGGAUGUUUGCUGUGGUUCGGAGAUUUGAUUGAUAUCCGACACCUCUCCGAAAUUGGACAAGACAUAUACAUCAGAAUGGCUUCUUCUGAGCUGCCAAUUGACAAUGGAAGAGGAAAGAAACAUACAGCUCUUGUGGUGAGCUUAUCAGCAGGAAUAGGGGCAGUUCUGGUAAUCAUCAGCCUGUUGUUAUAUUACAGGAAGAAGAAGAAGGAUUAUGACAAGCUGAAAGAAGAUUUGGAGUUGCCCCUAUUUGACUUAUCUAAAAUAACAAGAGCUACAAAUAAUUUCUCGGACGACAAUAAGCUCGGAGAGGGCGGGUUUGGGCCUGUUUACAAGGGUGUGAUGAAAGAUGGGCAAGCGAUUGCAGUGAAGCGGCUCUCAAAGGCUUCCUCGCAAGGAAUAAACGAGUUCAAGAAUGAAGUCAUCUGUAUUGCUAAGCUUCAGCAUCGGAAUCUCGUGAAGCUUUUGGGGUGUUGUAUUCAUGGAAAUGAAAAGAUGUUAAUUUACGAAUAUAUGCCUAACAAAAGCUUGGACUUGUUCAUAUUUGAUGAAACCAAAAAGAAGUUACUUGAUUGGCCUAAAUGCUUCAAUAUUAUCAUUGGAAUUGCUCGGGGCCUAUUGUAUCUACACCAAGAUUCUCAUCUAAGAAUAAUCCACAGAGACCUCAAAGCCAGCAACAUCUUGCUGGAUACCAACUUAAACCCGAAGAUAUCAGACUUUGGCUUGGCUAGAAGUGUUAAGGGGAAUGAGACUGGAGCAAAUACGAACCUAGUUGCUGGAACAUACGGGUACAUGUCACCAGAGUACGCAGUGCACGGGGCUUUCUCAGUUAAGUCAGACGUAUUCAGUUUCGGUGUGUCAGUAAUAGAAAUAGUUAGUGGGAAAAGAAACAGGGGAUUCCGCCAUCAAGAUCACUGUGAAAGCCUUCUUGGACAUGCAUGGAAGCUCUUUAUAAAUGGAAGAUCAGCUGAACUAAUAGAUGAGCAUCUAGCAGAGCCAUGUUAUUUGCCUCAAGUUCUGAGAUCGAUACACAUCGGGCUAUUGUGUGUGCAGCAACACCCCGAGGAUCGACCAAGCAUGUCUUCUAUCGUAAAAAUGUUGGACAGUGAGGACGUGUUACCUGAGCCGAAAGAGCCCGGGUUUUUCACAGAAAGUAGUAGGGUAGUUACUGAUGCUGAAUCUUCAACAGGCCAAAGAACAACAGGUUCCAUUAAUGAAUUGUCCACCACAAUGUUGUAUCCACGCUAGAGUGCAGAUUGGUUGGGACUUAGGAUUGGUUUUUAUCAGUUUUCCCAAAGUUUAAAGUUUUGUGGCUUUUUUGCUUUGAUGUCAUUGGGACAGAGAUUCUGGUGUAAAAUUUUAGUUUUUCUUGAUAGCCUAAAUUUAUUUGUUGUUGCAAUGUAAAAAAUAAAAAUAAAAAAUUAAGUUAAGUUAUUCUACUUUA
Molecule: messenger RNA, 5095 nt
Organism: Ipomoea triloba (trilobed morning glory)
Lineage: Eukaryota; Viridiplantae; Streptophyta; Magnoliopsida; Solanales; Convolvulaceae
Exons: 12
Coding region: 1-4899 (1632 amino acids)
Biological process (GO): protein phosphorylation; recognition of pollen
Molecular function (GO): ATP binding; protein serine/threonine kinase activity
Source: RefSeq, a predicted model, not a curated record